UAUGAGAAGAAGAACAAUUACUCCAAUAUUCCCACCACCAGGAUACAACUUAACUAUUCCAGAUUGGCCAGUUGAAUAGUUUAUGUUAAGAAUAGGAAAAGGAUGUUCAGAUUAUGCAGAUAAAUUUGAAAAAUUGACUGAAGUAUUUGAAGCAGAUAGAGUACAUUGUUAUUUAUAUAUAGUUUUAAAUGAAAGAGAAAGGUAUACCUCCAAAGGUGAGAAAAUAUAUAUUUUCAAUCAAAGAGUAAUUACGUAGAGGAGUACUUACAUUUGAAUAUUUAGAAAGGAGAACAUCAGUCACAAUACCUAAAAAAAAGGCAACAAAAAAAUGAGUUU
Messenger RNA from Paramecium pentaurelia, 336 nucleotides. The record is from the annotation of a GenBank genome assembly. NCBI's taxonomy places the organism in Eukaryota, Ciliophora, Oligohymenophorea, Peniculida, Parameciidae.